Messenger RNA from Merops nubicus (carmine bee-eater), 1119 nucleotides. It is a transcript of the gene AGTR2, whose product is annotated as angiotensin II receptor, type 2. The transcript has a single exon. Gene Ontology annotation, molecular function: angiotensin type II receptor activity. Gene Ontology annotation, biological process: G protein-coupled receptor signaling pathway; blood vessel diameter maintenance; inflammatory response. Lineage: Eukaryota; Metazoa; Chordata; Aves; Coraciiformes; Meropidae. Bases 1 to 1119 code for a protein of 372 amino acids. Gene Ontology annotation, cellular component: membrane. The record is from RefSeq and is a predicted model, not a curated record.
AUGCAGAGCAACUACUCCCUGGUCAUCACCACCAGAGGAACUUUCCAAGUCCUCUCUACAGCACUGACAAACUCAUCAGCUGCAUUGCGCCUGCCCUCUCCCUGCCCACUUAGCUCUUCGGAUUAUCAGUUUUCACUAAUUCCAGCACUCUUCUCUGUGAUUUUUUUUCUGGGGUUGGUUGGCAACAGCAUGGUGGUUGUGGUGCUUUGUUGUCACAGUGGCCCCAAAACAGUCGCUAAUAUCUACAUUUUCAACCUGGCCACAGCAGAUUUGCUGUGCCUCGCCACCCUUCCCUUCUGGGCUACCUACUAUGCACAGGGGUACAACUGGUUCUUUGGGUCUCUCAUGUGCAAAAUCUCCAGUUCUGUCCUGUGCUUGAACAUGUUUGCAAGUAUAUUUUUCAUUACGUGCAUGAGUGUGGACCGGUACCGUGCUAUUGUCCAUCCUAUUCUCUCUCAAAGAAGAUCUCCACAACAAGCUUAUUUUAUAGCAUUGAUUGUGUGGGGCCUUGCCUGUUUGUCCUCCUUCCCAACUUUUUAUUUCCGUGACACUUACUACAUUGAAAGCUUGGGAGUCAAUGCUUGCAUUAUGGCCUUUCCCCAUGAGAAUUACGCAAAAUGGUCUGUGGCAACAGCCUUCCUGAAAAAUGCACUUGGCUUCUUCAUCCCCUUGACAGUGAUCACCACGUGCUACAUCUGGAUCAGGAGGGACUUGCUCAAAGCACAGAAGUUUGGAAAAAACAAGCAGAAGAGGGACAAAGUCCUAAAGCUGGUGGCUGCUGUUGUUGUGGCCUUUUUAAUUUCCUGGCUCCCAUUCCACAUUUUAACAUUUUUGGAUGCUUUGGCUCAUAUGAACAUCAUUAACAAUUGUGACGUGACAAGAAUCAUUGACACCGCACUGCCAUUUGGCAUCUGCAUGGCAUUUGCCAACAGCUGCAUCAACCCUCUGCUGUACUGCUUUAUUGGGAACCAGUUCCAGGAGAAGCUUCAUCACCUGUUUAAGCGACGAGUUCAUCAGUUCAAUAGCCAUCAAGAGAGCUCCUCUUUGAGGACAGGGAGCUACUUCAGAGAUGCUGAAACCACUGUGGGCAGGGAAGGGAGUCCUGAGUCCUUGCUGUAG